UGGCAUAAUAUUAUUUUAUACUUAUUUCUAGGUAAAGCAAGACGUUUAAAGCAGGCCAAAGAAGAAGCUCAAGAUGAAAUUGAAAAAUACAGACAAGAAAGGGAAAAUCAGUUCAAGGAAUUUGAAAUUAAACACAUGGGUUUUCGCGAAGAUGUUGCUGCAAGAAUAGAUGCUGACACUAAAAUAAAGAUUGAAGAGAUGAAUAAGGCUGUAAUUGUUAACAAGCAGGCAGUUAUUGAUCAAAUUCUUGAACUGGUUUAUGACAUCAAACCAGAGCUGCACAAAAAUUUCAAAGCUACAGCUAACAAAGAAUGAUAUGUGUGUCAUAGUAUUUUUUUACAAUUUCAUAUAAGAAAUAUAAAGGUGUAAAAAUUUAA
Messenger RNA from Acyrthosiphon pisum (pea aphid), 377 nucleotides. RefSeq names its product V-type proton ATPase subunit G-like. NCBI's taxonomy places the organism in Eukaryota, Metazoa, Arthropoda, Insecta, Hemiptera, Aphididae. The record is from RefSeq and is a predicted model, not a curated record. The transcript is spliced from 2 exons. Gene Ontology annotation, molecular function: proton-transporting ATPase activity, rotational mechanism. Gene Ontology annotation, cellular component: vacuolar proton-transporting V-type ATPase complex. Bases 136 to 315 code for a protein of 59 amino acids. Gene Ontology annotation, biological process: proton transmembrane transport.